GCAAAAUGCCUGCAGAAAUCCACAGGAAAUAGUAUAACUUGAAUACUUAAACAUCACUUAAAGAAUUUUAGCUCUUUGAGUUGUUACAUUCUUACCACAUCUUAGAAGCAAGUAAUGUACUACUCUGCACUUCAUCAUAUCCAAUUUUGCUUCCAUCUCGCACCAUUACAUAGUUCAGAAUGCGAAAUUGUGAGAACGAGUAGAAUUUGUUUUGGUAAAUCAGUAUUCAAGUUGCAGGCCUGCAUAGAGAGAAGCGACCAAACUCGUUUCAAGGGAGUUCGAUUUUGGAUUGGUGAACUUGCAGAAAAUCAUGUUAAUGGCUCAACGGUUGAUGAUCAGGCAGCAGAGGAGGAAGUGCUUCUUGGUGAAGCCCAAAAUUCAAGAUUACAUGACAGAAAUUCCGAAGGUAGUCCUGGAAAAGGCAGCAACGGAGGCAAUAAUGGCAAUGACAAUGGUAACAAAAAAGAUGAUGGAGGUGAUGAAGGUCACAACUGCAAUCAAGACGAAUUAACAGGAAUCGAGUGGUGGUGGUGGUGGAAGUGGCGACAAGCCUGCUGCAAAACGCAAAACGGCGACACACGAUCGCACAUGUGGCCGGUGGAUGUCGCAGUGCAAGUGGUGGCAAAUGAGGUGAUGGACAAUAUUGAGCCAGCAGUUCAAGCUAUAGUGCUGGACCCGAUAAGGCAGUAUAUAGAUAUUCAAGGGUUUAUUAUGGUGUUAGUCUUGAGCGCAUUUCUUAUUUCAUGUAUACAAAUGAUGGCUGGACUUGUAGUAGUAUCUAUGGGAGUUUCAUUAGCAGGUGUAACAGCUAUUGUUUUAGCACUUUUAUGGCGGCCAUGGAAGAGGAAAGGUAGCCGAAGCCAACAUGAAAAAAAGACCAAUAAUGGUGAGUCAUAGGGUGUUUGGAGACUGGAUUAGGCCGUAACUCGUAAAGGGAAUAGGAAUUAGCAUGCAUGGAUUGGAUAAACCAUUAUUGGAUACCUUUUUGGAUUGUGUAAAUUUAUCCUUAGUUGGAGACUUGGAGAGGUAUGCAUUAAUCUUAUGUAUUAUUGUAUAGAGGUUACAACAAGAAAUAUUAAUAGUGUUAGAAACCUAAUUUAUUCUAAACUGAUGAGGAAAAAAUAUAUAUUUAAAUAAAUAUAUAUCUCAAAUCUAU
This is a messenger RNA of Beta vulgaris subsp. vulgaris (sugar beet), 1156 nucleotides long. RefSeq lists its product as uncharacterized. NCBI's taxonomy places the organism in Eukaryota, Viridiplantae, Streptophyta, Magnoliopsida, Caryophyllales, Amaranthaceae. The transcript has 2 exons. The coding region runs from base 115 to 897 and encodes 260 amino acids. The record is from RefSeq and is a predicted model, not a curated record.